Messenger RNA from Sphenostylis stenocarpa, 1041 nucleotides. Lineage: Eukaryota; Viridiplantae; Streptophyta; Magnoliopsida; Fabales; Fabaceae. The record is from the annotation of a GenBank genome assembly.
AUGGGGCUUUGGGCUGAUUCAGAAGAGGAUGGUGGAAAUGGAGGACAAAAUUCAUGGAAUUUUUUAACCAGGAGGAAAAGGGUGGAUUCUUCAGUUGAGAGCAAUUCUCAAGGCCAACUUGCCAAGGAGUUAACCGUGCCUCAUCUCAUGGCAAUUGGUGUUGGUGCAACAAUUGGUGCUGGUGUGUAUGUUCUGGUUGGAACUGUGGCUAGAGAACACACAGGACCUGCUUUGCCACUCUCUUUUCUGGUGGCUGGAUUUGCGGCUGCUCUUUCUGCUCUUUGCUAUGCAGAGUUAGCUAGUCGCUGUCCUUCUGCUGGAAGUGCAUAUCAUUACUCAUACAUAUGUGUUGGAGAAGGAGUUGCUUGGUUGAUUGGUUGGGCCUUGAUACUGGAAUACACAAUUGGUGGAGCUGCAGUUGCUCGUGGCAUAACUCCCAAUUUGGCUGCUCUUAUUGGAGGAGAGGAAAAUUUGCCCAGCUUUUUAUCGCGGCAUAGCAUUCCUGGGACUGAUAUUGUUCUCGACCCAUGUUCAGCGAUCAUGGUAUUCAUUGUAACAGGACUCCUUUGUCUUGGGAUCAAAGAGAGCACAAUGGUGCAAAGUGUAGUGACAACAGUGAACAUAUUUGCAUUGAUUUUUGUGAUAGUUGCUGGAGGUUACUUGGGGUUCAAAUCUGGAUGGGUAGGAUAUGAGGUUCCCACAGGGUACUUUCCCUUUGGGGUGGAUGGGAUGCUAGCGGGUUCUGCAACAGUCUUCUUUGCAUUUAUAGGCUUUGAUGCAGUUGCCAGCACGGCUGAAGAGGUGAAAAAUCCUCAAAGAGAUUUGCCCCUUGGGAUUGGAGGCUCUUUGCUUCUAUGUUGUGGAUUGUACAUGUUGGUAUCCAUCGUUAUAGUGGGUUUAGUGCCUUAUUAUGCCAUCAAUGCUGACACCCCCAUAUCAUCAGCAUUUGCAGACAAUGGAAUGCAAUGGGCAGCAUAUGUUAUAAGUGCUGGAGCUUUCACAGCUUUAUGUGCAUCUUUAAUGGGUGGGAUUCUACCUCAG